ACUCAUUGCAAAAGCAUCAUCAGGAGGAGCUUGGGAUUAAUGGCAGCACCAACAGCAACGACCCAGGUAGGGUAUCAUCAACCUACCACUCUAGAAGAAGUCAGAACCCUUUGGAUUGGUGAUUUACAGUAUUGGGUCGAUGAAACCUACCUCAGUUCCUGCUUCGCUCACACUGGCGAGGUAAUUUCAAUUAAGAUAAUACGCAACAAGAUCACUGGCCAGCCUGAAGGUUAUGGGUUUGUGGAGUUUGUUUCUCAUGCAGCAGCUGAAAGGAUUUUACAAACGUACAAUGGGACACAAAUGCCUGGAACUGAACAAACUUUCAGGCUGAAUUGGGCUUCUUUUGGCAUUGGAGAGAGACGGCCUGAUGCUGGACCUGAACAUUCAAUUUUUGUUGGGGACUUGGCACCUGAUGUUACUGAUUACCUCCUGCAAGAGACAUUUCGAGCCAAUUAUCCAUCAGUUAGAGGUGCCAAGGUUGUGACUGAUCCAAGUACUGGACGUUCUAAGGGAUAUGGGUUUGUUAAAUUUGGUGAUGAGAAUGAACGAAAUCGUUCUAUGACUGAAAUGAAUGGCGUCUAUUGCUCAACCAGGCCAAUGCGUAUUAGUGCAGCAACACCAAAGAAGACCACCGCUUAUCAACAGCAAUAUACUGUAGCCAAAGCCAUAUAUCCAGUUCCAGCAUACACAACACCAGUCCAGGUGGUUACAGCUGAUAGUGACAUCACUAAUACCACCAUAUUUGUUGGUAACUUGGAUCCUAAUGCCACUGAAGAGGAACUGAGACAAACAUUUUUGCAGUUUGGGGAGAUUGUCUAUGUCAAAAUUCCUGCAGGCAGAGGAUGUGGUUUUGUACAGUUUGGAACUAGGGCAUCUGCUGAAGAAGCCAUACAAAGGAUGCAGGGUCAUGUGAUUGGUCAACAGCCAGUGCGCAUUUCUUGGGGCAGGAAACAGGAUGCAACAGGAAUCUGGGGUCAGCAAGUUGAUCAGUGGAGUGCCUAUUAUGGUUAUGGACAAGGUUAUGAUGUCUAUGGUUAUGGGGCAACACAAGAUCCAUCAUUAUAUGCAUAUGGUGCAUAUGCCGGUUAUCCACAGUAUCCUCAACCGGUUGAUGGUGUCCAGGAUAUGACUGGUGCUCUUCCAGUUGUAGAACAAAGGGAGGAACUUUAUGAUCCCUUGGCUGCACCUGAUGUUGACAAGUUAAAUGCUGCUUACCUUUCUAUGCAUGGAAAUGCCAUAUUAGGCCGGCCCUUAUGGAUGAAGACGUCAUCACUUACCCAACAAGCUUAGGCAUCAUGGUCCUCUCUCCGUUCAAAUUUACGGUACUCGUUAAUAUUGUUCUGAAGACUGCAGUAGAUUAGACAGUAGAUUUGAGAAGUAUCCUUAGAUGAGGGAAAUCUGCCGGCGGCAAAAACAUUCUUGAUAUAUGUCUAUUUUGCUUAGUGCAUGCCAUGCAGGCGGAGUAUGGACAGAGAGAAAACAUCUAAAAUUUGAUGAACCCUUUUUUACUGGUGCAUAUUUUAUUUGUAAAGGAAAACUUAAAGCUUAGAACUCUUUGAUCGUUGGCAGGCGAGGCUUUAUUCUCUCACAGGAAUAUAUAAAAUCACUUCUACA
This is a messenger RNA of Manihot esculenta (cassava), 1614 nucleotides long. Its product is annotated as polyadenylate-binding protein RBP47B'. The record is from RefSeq and is a predicted model, not a curated record. Gene Ontology annotation, cellular component: cytosol. Lineage: Eukaryota; Viridiplantae; Streptophyta; Magnoliopsida; Malpighiales; Euphorbiaceae. Bases 40 to 1290 code for a protein of 416 amino acids. The transcript has 8 exons. Gene Ontology annotation, molecular function: mRNA binding.